UUCGAGCUUCGCGAAUAUUUUUUGUGCUGUUGGGCGCCUCCCACUCCAAACUUCCCCCCAAAACAACACCCCUCCUCCUUCCUUCCUUCCAUUCCAUCGCGUUGUUGUGGUGUGGUGGUGUGGUGUUGGUUGAUCUGUGCGUGUGUGAGAGUGUGUUCAGCUGCAAGCUCCUCCUUAGCCAGGGCAAUCGCAUCAGCAGCAAGCAAAGCGCGCUCAAGGACGGAAAGAAGAGCGCACCCCGCUGGUCACAGCACAACAGGGCGAGGCAAAGACCAAACAUGAGCAUUCGAAGGAAACAGGUGGUGUACGUCGGGUUGGAUGACUACAAUGCCUUGAACAAAUCAGAGCUCUCUUUCUCCAAGGGCGACAGGCUCAAGAUCCUCAAGCCACCCAAGGAUGAUGACAAGUGGUGGAGCGCGCAGAACCUGAACACGAAGAAGAAGGGCUACGUCCCAGCAGACCUCAUUGCCAUCGAAGGUGCGCUUGAGUUGAACGACUGGUGUCAUGGCGCCAUCUCGCGCAACGGCGCACAGUACCUGCUCAAGGAACACAAUGUCGACGGCAUGUACCUUGUUCGCGAGUCACAAAGCCAGCCCGGCCAGGUGCGAGCACGCCUGCUUAGAGAAAGACACACACACACACACACACACACACACACACACACACACACACACACACACACACACACACACACACACACAAUCCCCCCCACACACACACACACACCUCACGACCGCCAGGCGCACGCCAAGACGAUUGUGGUCGGGAUGGAUUUGGACAAGAAGUGGGAGCUGAAGCGCGACGACAUCAAGCUGAUGGACAUGCUUGGUGGCGGCAACUACGGCGAGGUGUUCAAGGCAAAGUUUAACAAGCAGAUUGUUGCUGUGAAGACGAUCAAAGAGGAAAGCAUGGAGACGGUUGAGUUUAUGAAGGAGGCGCACGUCAUGAAGAAACUCCGCCACCCGAACCUGGUGAAGUUGAUUGGCGUGUGCAGCUUAUCGCUGCCCAUGUACAUUGUCCAGGAGUACGUUCCCCACGGCGAUCUUCUCUCCUUCCUCCGUAGACCAAACGCGCGGUCGACGAUUGACGAGACGGCACAGCUGUACAUGUCCUUCCAGAUAGCGGACGGAAUGUCCUGUUUGGAGGCGCAGAACACAAUUCACCGCGACCUCGCUGCCAGAAACUGUCUGGUUGGCGACAAUCUUGUGAUCAAGAUUGCUGAUUUCGGGAUGGGUCGCGUAGUGGACGACCUCUACACCGCACGCACCGGAACAAAGAUGCCAAUCAAGUGGACGAGCCCCGAGGCGCUGUGCUACGACGCGUUCAGCACCAAGUCCGACGUGUGGUCGUUUGGCGUUGUCCUCUGGGAGAUUUCGACGUUUGGGGACGUGCCAUACCCGGACAUGGAGGCGCGCGACGUGAUCCACAAGCUGGAGGAGGGAUAUCGCAUGCCCGCCCCGCGUGGGUGCCCUGCAGGCCUUUACGACGUGAUGAGCGACUGCUGGCAUAUGAACGCCAAGGAACGGCCGACGUUUGAGCAGCUCAAGCUCCGACUGGAGGAACUGCACAACGCACAGAAGGGAGAGGAUGGCGGCGAUGGUUUGCACGAGGCGGCGCCGGCAGCGAACACGGUGUGGCGGGAGCAGUUUGAGAGCAAAGACAAGAAGAAGGACGAGGCGAAGAAGCAGAAGACCGAGGAAGCGCUCGACCUCACCAAGCAGGUCUUCAGCGGGGCACAGCACAUCUACCGGUAUGCAAAUGAGCAGACGGUGGCGCAGCUUGUGUCGGACCUCAACCCGCUCUGCCAGCGAUUGGUCGCCCUCCUCAAGGCUGCCAAGAUUCUCGACAAGUCGCAGCUCAAGGCGUUGGCUUCUGCUGUGAAGGACCUGGCCAAGGCGAAGACAAAGCUGGAGAAGGUCAAGACGGCGUGCGAGAAGCUGCGUGACGUGGCGCGAACUGUCAACCGCUCCCUGAAGAAGUCCCUCGCACCAUAGCUGCCACACGCGUUGCCCGCACGUGUGCAUGCACACGUAUAUGCGCUUGUGCUUGUGCACAUGUGUAUGUGUAUGCGCCUGUGUAUGCUGGUUCGAUGCACCGUGCUUGUGCACAUGUGCAUGUGUAUGUGACAGAGCUCUCCCUGACUCCUCUGCCUCACGCACACGGCCCCCUUCUUGUAUGCAAUAUCUUGGCCUCUUUCUUCUCUUUCUUCUCGUUUGUUUUCAUACCUUCCCUCUGCUCUCACUUGGAUUGCUUGUCGAUAGGUCAUGUCACAUCCUGUUCCCCCUUUGUCGUGUCAUUGUUGUUGUUGGUGAUUGGCUGCUUGCUUCACCUUGGCCCACCUGUUUGCUUUGCUUGUUGUUCGGUCUGCUGUUUUCAUGAAGACGUUCAAGUGUGUGAGUGUGUGUGUGUGUGUACGUGUGAUGUUGUUUCGUGCGUUUGGGAGUGCGUGGAGUGAGUGAAUGAACUUGUGAAGAUG
Molecule: messenger RNA, 2476 nt
Organism: Salpingoeca rosetta
Lineage: Eukaryota; Choanoflagellata; Craspedida; Salpingoecidae
Product: TK protein kinase
Exons: 14
Coding region: 279-1994 (571 amino acids)
Biological process (GO): protein phosphorylation
Molecular function (GO): ATP binding; protein binding; protein tyrosine kinase activity
Source: RefSeq, a predicted model, not a curated record